GACCCAAACGCCAAAAAUCGCCAAAAUGAAGGUCUUUAUCGUCUUUGCUCAUCCUGAGCCGCAGUCCCUCACCGGCUCCCUGCUCAAAGUCGCAGUCGAAGAACUAGAGGCCCAAGGCCACGAAGUCAAGGUCUCCGACCUAUAUGCCAUGAAAUGGAAGGCCCAAGUUGACCGCGAGGACUUUCCCCAACAACCUGCCGAUGAACGUCUCAGGGUGACAAAGGCAUCAGCCGUUGCAACCUAUGGAGGCACACUCACCGACGACGUGAAGCAAGAACAAGAAAAGUUGAAGUGGGCCGACUUUAUCAUCUUUCAAUAUCCUUUGUGGUGGUACAGCAUGCCUGCCAUUCUGAAAGGUUGGGUUGAGAGGGUCCUUUCCCUUGGAUUCGGAUAUGGUGUUGGGGAGCACAGCGACAAGCACUGGGGCGAUCGAUACGGAGAAGGCGUCCUACUUGGGAAGCGCGGCAUGGUAGUCCUAACAGUCGGAGGCAUGAAAGAACACUACUCUGCCCGAGGAAUCGGUGGACCGCUCGAGGAUCUUCUAUACCCUGUAACCCAUGGAACCCUCUACUACACCGGCGUCGAGGUUCUGCCGUCGUUUGCCAUGUAUAAAACGGAUCGAGCAAGCGAUGAACAGUUCCAAGAGGCAGCUGAGGAGCUCCGGCAGAGGAUGCGAACCUUGUCCACCGCAAAGCCUAUUGCCUAUCGGCGACAGAAUGGCGGAGACUACGAAAUACCGGCUUUGACUCUGAAGCCUGGGCUUGAGGAUCCCGGUACUUCAGGUUUCUCGUUGCAUAGUCGCAACGUCUAGGACGUAACGGGACCUUGAAAUUUCUCAGGAACUAGGUUUGGGUUGAAUCACGUUCAUGCUAGGCCACAUGAAUUGAGGGUUAACAAUCGCAACUUAGAUAUAUAUAGAACUUUACUAUAAUACUAUUGAGUAAGUCAUCAAUGCAUAGUGAGGUACCAAGAGAACAGUUACUGCACAUUGGCACGAUAUACAUAGAAGUUUUCAAA
Molecule: messenger RNA, 1017 nt
Organism: Fusarium vanettenii 77-13-4
Lineage: Eukaryota; Fungi; Ascomycota; Sordariomycetes; Hypocreales; Nectriaceae
Exons: 1
Coding region: 26-811 (261 amino acids)
Cellular component (GO): cytosol
Molecular function (GO): NAD(P)H dehydrogenase (quinone) activity
Source: RefSeq, a predicted model, not a curated record